Carcharodon carcharias (great white shark) is the source of this 7288-nucleotide messenger RNA. RefSeq names its product single-stranded DNA binding protein 2 (gene ssbp2). Lineage: Eukaryota; Metazoa; Chordata; Chondrichthyes; Lamniformes; Lamnidae. Gene Ontology annotation, cellular component: nucleus. The record is from RefSeq and is a predicted model, not a curated record. Gene Ontology annotation, biological process: positive regulation of transcription by RNA polymerase II. Gene Ontology annotation, molecular function: single-stranded DNA binding; protein binding. Bases 42 to 1232 code for a protein of 396 amino acids. The transcript is spliced from 18 exons.
CUGAUGGCUUGACAGGUGCGUGACAAUCCAGCUCUUCAAGCAUGUACGCCAAAGGCAAGAGUAACACUGUACCUUCUGACAGCCAAGCCAGGGAAAAGUUAGCACUGUAUGUAUAUGAAUAUCUACUCCAUGUAGGAGCACAAAAAUCAGCACAAACAUUUUUAUCAGAGAUACGAUGGGAGAAAAACAUUACAUUAGGAGAACCACCAGGAUUCUUACAUUCGUGGUGGUGUGUAUUUUGGGACCUUUACUGUGCGGCACCUGAAAGAAGAGAAACUUGUGAACAUUCAAGUGAAGCAAAAGCCUUUCAUGAUUACAGUGCAGCCGCAGCUCCCAGUCCAGUGCUAGGAAACAUUCCCCCAGGAGACGGAAUGCCAGUAGGCCCGGUACCACCGGGAUUCUUUCAGGGACCACCAGGUUCACAGCCCUCGCCACAUGCACAGCCUCCACCACACAACCCCAGCAAUCCCAUGAUGGGACCUCACAGCCAGCCUUUCAUGUCACCUCGUUAUCCAGGAGGCCCCAGGCCGCCCCUCAGAAUACCUAACCAGUCACUUGGAGGAGUCCCAGGAACACAACCAUUGCUACCCAGUGGGAUAGAUCCAACGCGACAGCAAGGACAUCCAACCAUGGGUGGACCGAUGCAGAGAAUGACUCCUCCACGGGGUAUGGUUCCCCCCUUAGGACCUCAGUCUGACCCUUGGUUAUCAUUGCAGAGUUACGGAGGAGGAAUGAGGCCCCCGCUGAAUGCUUUAGGUGGUCCAGGCAUGCCUGGCAUGAACAUGGGUCCUGGAGGCGGUCGACCAUGGCCAAAUCCACCUAAUGCCAACUCAAUACCAUAUUCAUCAGCAUCGCCUGGCAAUUAUGUGGGACCCCCUGGUGGUGGAGGGCCUCCAGGAACUCCCAUCAUGCCUAGCCCAGGAGAUUCAACAAACUCCAGUGACAAUAUGUACACAAUGAUGAAUGCUGUACCUCCUGGGGCCAGCAGGUCUAAUUUUCCAAUGGGUCCUGGCUCAGAUGGUCCAAUAGGGGCAAUGGGUGGAAUGGAACCGCAUCACAUGAACGGAUCAUUAGGCUCUGGAGACAUGGAUGGCAUUUCCAAGAAUUCUCCCAGUAACAUAAGUAUGAGUAAUCCGCCUGGCACUCCACGCGAUGACGGAGAGAUGGGUGGCAACUUCCUGAAUCCCUUUCAGAGUGACAGCUAUUCACCAAGCAUGACAAUGAGUGUGUGAUCUUGUAUCCAUCCUCUUGAUCAAGACCAGAAUGGUUUUCCCUCUUAAAAGAUGAAAUAAGUACAUCCAAGAGAAGAAUGAAAUAUUUUACAAAGGUCUACAGGAAACAGAGGUUUUGACUCUAGCAAAGACCCUGUUGUUCUUCUGUAAAUGACAAUAGUGUCUCAAUGUGUACUGAAAGCGGGUCCAAAAUAUUCUUUUUAAGUUUACAAAACCUCAGAGACUGAACAGUUCAAUCAUUUAAAUGUAGGAGAUGCCUGAUCUAGGCAUCACACAGUAACUUACAUGACCUCCCACAGUUUAAUAAGACAUGGUGUGCUUGAUUCAGCUGUUUGAAAGAAUACAAUCAGAAACACGGCUUAAUGUGAGUCUUCUUUCUUCUGUUUUUCCCUUCCAAAUUCAUUUUUUAGUCUAAGUAUCUCAAGUUAUGUUACUUGUAAUUUUGUAUUGCAUAAAUAGGCUCCCAAUAAUACCUCUUUUUAUGCUUUAUGAGAUAUCAUUGCUGGUUAGCAGAGCAAAUAUACUAGCCAAACACCAUAGGAUAAAAUAAACAUGGAAGGGAAAAAGAAAAGCAAAUGAAAAGCUUGCACUUAACAUUGUGUUCAGUAAGUGUUAUUCAUUGAAUUAGAACUACAUUAAUUGUCCUGUGUUAUAGGAGAGAGCCUGUCUUUUAAUCAUAGAGUGUGGUGGUGGAUUCAGGUCCAUAAAUACAGUUCUGGCAUAUCAGUGUUGAACACUACAUGGGAUAUGCUUAUGGUCACUGAUAAUAGCCAAUAAGUGCUAUAGUCAUUGCAGCUCAGAAAUUGCAGAAUAUUCUUUUUAUUUCUCUUUUUUCCUCUCUACCCUGAUAACAGUAAAAUAUGCUAAGACAUAGUGAUCUGGGAGUGCGACUAGGAAUAUUUGAGGUAAAUUGUACAACCUGUGUGACCUUGGUCCACCACUAACAGAAGAUGGCCAAUCUUCCUUAUUUAAUGUCACCCCAUAAAGAUCUGCAUUUUAGCCAUUACCUCUUUUUAAAAAAAAUGAAAAUGAAACUAUCUUUUGUAAAUUUUCAUGUAUUCCUUAUUCUUCCUUCUGUGCAAAAUGAUAUAUUGUAAAUGUACAUUGUGUAGAUUGUAACAAACUGCAGUUUUUGUUUUGUUUGGUUUUUGAUUUGUAUGUGUAUGAGAUUGAGGGUUCUCAAAGUUACUGCAGUUAGGGCCUUUUCCUAUGGGAAUAUUUUCUGGACUGAGAGUGAAAUCAGUGUAAAAUUUUUGUACAAAAUGCAGGCUAACUUUUUCAGUUCUCAGACCACAUAAAAGGAAGAUAUUUCAAUGGGAAUUACCAACAUUUUCCCACAUGGAAUAAUGAUUUUAAAAUACGCUUUAAUUAUAUAUAUUAAAGAAUUAUACAAUUAUAUUGUAACUGUUAGAGGUUAACUGACUCACUGCAGUUGGCAUCUCUUGUUACUAAUACAAUUUUCUAUUGGAGGCCAAUAAAUUUAAGUAUAGAACAUUUUUUUUAACUUUUCAAAGACUUCAACAAGGGAACUAGUAAUAAUGAUUGCACAAUACAACAUCGGAGGCAAUUUUUUGCUACUGAUCAAUGUAAUUGUGACAUUUGGUGAUCAUUUAUAAUUAUGGCAGUGGAUCCCUCUAAAAUGUAUUGAGAAACUAAGCAAUCAGUGAACACUUAGUGAAAUAACAAAAUAAGAAAAUUGUUCAUGUAAUCCUUUCCAUGGUUCCUCAUUUGAAAAGGCCCUAACAGGUAUGGAGUUUCUGUACAACAAUUUGAUCAUUAUAAUCUUCUGCUUGCAUGAAGUGAUAUGUAUAAGUGAAACAAAAAAGGCACCGCCACACCCCAAAAAACUAACUUUAAUAUGGUCAGUCAGACCUUUUUCUUGUAUUAUCUUUUGCAGAUGAUUUAUAUAUUAACCAGAAAUGUAAUGCCAGUACCAAGUCAAAUGCUUAGUAAUCACACACAAUUUUGAAUUUCAGUCUGAAUACAAUGCCUAUUUGUUGAGGUGGUUAUAGUUAGCUUUCUUUUAGUGACAGUUUGCUGAAAUAUGAUGACAAUUUUGUGACUUUUGUGAAGUUAUGCCAGUAUGGCAUAUUUAAUGUUGUGAUUUAGAGCAUUCUGGUUCUAGGAAGAACUGGCCUGUUCUCACCAAAUGAUCUGAGCAUGCAAGUAACAUUGUUGUACAAGCCAUGGCUUGUACUAAAGAAAGACAUUUUGAACUUCCAGACCUUUUUUUUUACUGAACCAGGCCAAAAUGCUACUAUCUCUGUAAGCUUCAUGGAAUCCUGAGUACAUUAAGACUUAGUUAUAUUUUGUCUUGUUUUAGAAUUCUGGAGAGUUGUUCUUUAGAGCUGGGAUGAUCAGUGUUACUCAUCCAAGUGGUUCAUCUAGCCUUGUUAUAUUAAACAAUUUAAGUGAAAAAGAUAUCACAGCAUUAGCGCAUUAAGUAUUUGGGUUACAUAUUGAUAGCAGAUAACUGGUUUAUAUUUUCAUAAGCCACUGCCCACCACCAACAACCUGAAAGAAAAUGUGCUUUCUUGCUUUGUUGUUUAUUGUUUCCAUUUUAUAAACUAUUUAUAACUCAUUGAAAUUCAUUUGAUUUUCUUGCUGAGAAAUAAGGUAUAUCAACCGGGGUGAUUUUUAAAAUUUGCAUAAAUCUAGCAGGGGUGGACAAGGUAUUGUCAUCAGCAUGAGGUCUGAAUCAUUGCAAGAUCAAGCCUCAUUUCAGUAAUAUUGGUGAACUUCCAAUACUGAAUAACCAGGUUGGGAACAGUUGGGAUAUUUGCAGCUGCUCUAUGGAACCAAGCCAGACGUUAACGGGGUUGGAGUGGGAAAUUACAGGAGCUCUGCAAUGAACAGGAAGCUCCACUCAAAGUGUGCACUUCACCCACUGUUAACUAAAUUUGCUUUGAGAUCCUAAAUAUGGUGUAGGACCCCCUAGUUUUCACACAAUGUAAGUAAUCUCCUACUUAUUUCAGGCAGGACACUGCUCACCUGUUUCCCAGACUGCUCCAAAAUCACAGUUAGCUGAUUGUCAGCGGGAAUAGGGUGGCUCGAGCUAUACCAUGAUUUAUAUUCUACUACCACCUGUUUCUGCCCAAAACCUAGAUGAAAAUCACCUUAAUUUUUUUAUUGUUUUACCCACAGAGGUAGUUUGUUUAGAGGGCCUAUAUUAAUUGCAUUCAUUAUUUGUAUAUGCAUGGUCUGUCCCUUACGUUCAUAUAAGCACUGAAUAUUAUGAGGUAGCACUGUUUAUUUUUCUAAACUGGAGUCCGGUUUAGUCCAGUAUGUCAUUGUAUCAUACUUGUUAGGUCAAUAACUUUAAUAAAGUACAUUUCCAAUUUCUCAGUCCCUCUCUUGGCUUCAGACCAUUGGAAUUGCUUCAUGUCCACCAGCAAUUGAACAUGUUUAACAGCCAAUUAUUUAUGAUACAUACUUUUAAUUUGUCCGAAUUGUUUGGCUGUAGGGAUAUUUUGCUUAAUUCAAAAUGUACAAUGAUGAAUAUUCAUUCAAAUAUCUGAAAUGAUAGAGUUAAUGUUUCAAGUCCAAUAUGACUCUUCAAUAUGAGUUAUAUUGGACUUAAGCAUUAAAUCUGUUUCUCACUCCACAGAUGCGGCAAGACCUGCUGCGUUUUUCCAGCACUUUCUGUUGGUAUUUCAGAUCUCCAGCAUUUGCAGUAUUUUGCUUUUAUCUGAAAUUAUAUUUCACAUUUGACUGGUAUCUAUUCAGGUUACAUGCUAAAACUAGUUCAAUUAUGUUACAAUUGUGUAGGUAGAACCACAGUACAACACAGAAUAUUUCUGAUUAGCAGGAUUUGUUCAAGUCAGUGAAGUUCAAAAGGCCAACUUGUAAACCAUGUAAGUUAGUUAUGAAAAAUAAUUUUGUGACAGUUUUCCCAUGUAUUUUGCCAUGAUUUCUAUAAUAUUGCCUUUACUUUGUGCCUCUCAUUGAGAAAUGGUUAUUUGAGAGGAAAUCCCACCUCUAAUGGGAAAUUCCCGUAAGCAGUACUCUUAGGAUCUAAUAGGCCACACGCUUUUGGAAUCAGAAAAUCAAGUGAUCUUUUACCAUUUGCCACUAUUUUUCCAACAUUUGCACAAGAGAUUAUUAAAGGUAAAUAUAAAUAAAUUUAAUUCUGCGAUGGAUAGGUAGCUGCAAUAACAGAGUGGUAAUUGUUCCAAAAGUCGUUCUGGUGUGUUAUGUAAAAUAAUGUAGUUUGUGUAAGAAACUUUGUCUUGACCAUGGUUUAUACUGUAAAAUACUGUUGUAAAGCGCAAAUUGAUUCCAUGUAGCGUGUGUUUUUGUAGUUAUUGUUAGUAUGUCACAGAAUUAGCCAAUUCUUUAUUAUUUUGGUUUUCUUUUUGUAUUUGAUUUUUGCCUUGUCGAGCAUGCUUAACCAAUUCUGGAAUCUCUGAUGUGGAUUGUAUUAAAGAUUUCAGCCAACUAAACAAACUGCCAGAAACACUAAAUUCAGCUCUUCUAAUUGAAAUAUCAUUUUGCCCUGAAUAUCUAUAGUUUUUUUUAAUGAAAAGAACAAUUGAGUAUAUUUUCCUCUAACUUUAAAAUGACAAAUUCUAGAUUAAACAUUAAUAAAGAUGCAUGUCCCUGUAGAAUCCAGUGAUAUGUUCCAUUAUAGGCACAUGAUGUAAAUUGCACUUAUAUAAAAACUGCAAAGCUAAACAAUUUGUUUUCCAAACGAUUAAUUUACAGAAGGAGGUACAAUAUCAAAUAAAUGCUUAUAGGCCUGCUUUGUUUUGAUUUAUCUCUUUGGGUUUAUACUUUCUCCUAAGUAUCAAAUAAAUUGCACAUUCUUUUUUAUGUAACCUAAACUUUUUAUGAAGUUCAUAUACUUACAGAAAAUUAAGUGCAUUGGAAGUUAUUUUGUUUUGACUUAUUUUGAGUGAUCCACACUUUAAAACUUAACUGAAUUUCUUGAAGAAAACAUAGAUGAAUUACUCUAAAAGCUGUUGUAUAGUAAUGUUUUUUUAAAAUAUAAAUUUAGCUGAGUUGGGCCAAAGAGCAGCCAUACUGUGUUUUUCAGACAACUUGAUUUUUUUAGUACAGUUCUUUCUAAAUCAAAUUCACUGUUCCAUUAGUGCUGUACUUGGGUAGUUAGACUCUCAUUCUGGAAAACAGGUAAUCUGACUUUUAUUCUAAUGCAUAUAAAAUGGUAAAUAAUAUUUUAACCAGUUAAAUUUGCGUUGCCAGGUAGGCUUAAAGAAGAUAACCAUUUGCUCUAAACUAUUUGUACAGUAGUAGGGGAAGUCACGGUAUUUGGAUUGCAUUUGUACUUGGUGUCAACUGCUGAGGUCCAACUGAUCUGAAGAAACUGCUGAAAAGAGUUGUUUCUGUGAGUGUAGAGUUAGAAUGAAACUCCAGGAGGUAGAAAUUCAUGAUUUCUGGUGAUUUUACGGGACGUUGUCACAGAUCUAUUAACCGGUGACAUUGCCACAACUAUAUUAUACGCAAAAGAAAAAAAUGUGCUUUUUUUAUUUUGUUCUUCAAAUCAAUUUGAUAUAAUAAGCAGUCACCAAACAUUCUGAAUUUCAAUUUGUUUCUUCUAGUAAAAAUAAAAUCAAAACAUAUCUUACUUUUCAAUUAAUUUAACAAUACAUGUUGCAAAUUCCAACCUUUAUUAUGUGUUGUCCAUGAAUAUGUGAAAGAAUCAACUUAUCAGUUCAGUACCCAUUUAAAAUUGAAAAAUAAUAUAACUUUAGGUUUUUAGGGCAAAUUUAAUUUAUGCAGAUGGCUUAUAGAAGUUGCUGUAUAAAGUUUGAAGCAUAUCUUGAUGGCUGCCCAGCACUGCACAACAUUGCAUGAACUAUGUGUAAAAUGAAUUUCCUUACCCCAAUGUUUUACAUUUUUGUAUUUGUUCCUGCAGGCACAACAGUAUUGUAUUUAAUAGUUUUACCUUCACUUUUCUUUGUGUUCCUGAGUACUAAUUAGCAAUGUGUCCUGGUUUAUUGUUCAGCACAUUAUGUAUUACACCAUUUGUAUGUUCUUUAAAUUGUAAAAUUUCUUAGAUUGAAAAAAAUGCUCAUUAAACUGUUACAACAAAUGUA